Messenger RNA from Sphaeramia orbicularis (orbiculate cardinalfish), 5920 nucleotides. RefSeq names its product carbamoyl-phosphate synthase 1, mitochondrial (gene cps1). Gene Ontology annotation, molecular function: metal ion binding; carbamoyl-phosphate synthase (glutamine-hydrolyzing) activity; ATP binding. Lineage: Eukaryota; Metazoa; Chordata; Actinopteri; Kurtiformes; Apogonidae. Gene Ontology annotation, biological process: L-arginine biosynthetic process; 'de novo' pyrimidine nucleobase biosynthetic process; L-glutamine metabolic process. Gene Ontology annotation, cellular component: carbamoyl-phosphate synthase complex; cytoplasm. The record is from RefSeq and is a predicted model, not a curated record.
AUGGACCCUAAGAAGUGCCAUGUCCCACUCCUGUCUGAGAGUGGCAUCCCUAUGUCACUUUCCCACUGUUCACGGAGAGUGGCAGUCAGGCAGCCUUCUCCACAGAGGACUAGUCUUGCAGCCAUCAGCAAAUGCACAGACCUCUCUAAUCCCACCACCAUUGAGCCUUUCCAUGGCCCACACAGCCACCUGGUCUUGGAGGAUGGCACCAGGAUGAAAGGCUUUUCCUUUGGGCAUGAGUUCUCUGUAGCUGGGGAAUUGGUCUUCAAUACUGGCCUGGUUGGGUAUCCUGAAGCUCUGACUGACCCCAGCUACAAAGGUCAGAUCCUCACCCUGACCUACCCCAUCGUUGGGAACUACGGGGUACCCAACACCCAGGAGCUGGAUGAACUGGGCCUGAGAAAACACGUGGAGUCAGAUCGCAUCCAGGUUUCUGGUCUUCUGGUUCAAGACUACAGUCAUGAGUACAGUCACUGGAACUCGGUCAAGUCUUUGGGUCAGUGGCUACAAGAGGAGAAGGUUCCUGCUCUGUUUGGAAUAGACACCAGAAUGCUGACGAAGGUCAUCAGAGACAAGGGUACAGUUUUGGGGAAGAUUGAAUUUGACGGGAAACCUGUUGAGAUAACGGACCCCAACCAGAAAAAUUUAGUCGCUGAAGUUUCAACCAAGGAAACCAAAAUCUUCGGAAAAGGAAACCCAAUCAAAGUGGUUGCUGUCGAUUGUGGGAUUAAACACAACAUUAUCCGCCUGCUGGUUAAGCGGGGUGCAGGCCACCUGGUGCCAUGGGACCAGGACCUUCUAAGUCUAGAUUACGAUGGUCUGUUCAUCUCCAAUGGACCAGGAGAUCCGGCUCUGGCUUCGACCCUUGUCCAAAAUGUCAGGAAGGUUUUGGAAAGCGAUCGUCCCCAGCCUGUGUUUGGAAUCUGUAUGGGAAACCAGAUCACCGCUCUCGCUGCUGGAGCCAAGUCAUACAAACUACCUAUGGGCAACAGGGGCCAAAACCAGCCAGUGCUGAAUGUGAUGACAGGCCAGGCCUUCAUUACAGCGCAGAACCACGGCUACGGAAUAGACAGCUCGUCCCUGCCCUCGGGGUGGAGCCCGCUGUUCAUCAACGCCAACGAUGGCACAAAUGAGGGUAUCAUGCACAACAGCAAACCUGUUUUCACAGCCCAGUUCCAUCCCGAGGCUAAAGGCGGUCCCACAGACACAGAGUUCCUUUUCGAUGCCUUCAUAUCCCUGAUCAAGAAAGGAAAGGAUACCAACAUAGUGUCAGUCAUGCCAAAUCCACCCAAAGUUCCCCAAAGAGCUCCGGUGUCAAAGGUCCUGGUGCUGGGCUCUGGGGGUCUUUCUAUUGGUCAGGCUGGAGAGUUCGACUACUCUGGAUCUCAAGCCGUUAAGGCCAUGAAGGAGGAGAACCUGAAGACAGUGCUCAUGAACCCAAACAUUGCCUCAGUUCAGACAAACGAGGUGGGCACCAAACAGGCAGACUCAGUCUACUUCCUGCCCGUCACACCACAGUUUGUGACAGAGGUCAUCAAAGCUGAGCGUCCCGACGGCAUCCUGCUCUCGAUGGGUGGACAAACUGCUCUGAACUGUGGAGUGGAAUUAUUCCAGAGUGGCGUCCUGGAGAAGUAUGGCGUCAAAGUCCUUGGAACCCCAGUGGAGUCCAUCAUGGCCACAGAGGACAGGCAGCUUUUUGCUGAUAAACUCAUGGAGAUCAAUGAGAAGAUCGCACCCAGUAUCGCUGUGCAAACGGUGUCUGAUGCCUUGGAUGCAGCAGAGAAGAUCGGCUACCCAGUAAUGUUGCGAUCUGCUUAUGCCCUUGGAGGUCUUGGUUCUGGUCUGUGUGCCAACAAAGAAAAGCUGGAGGAAACUGCUCACAAGGCGUUGGCCAUGAGCAGUCAGAUCUUGGUAGAGAAGUCACUGCUGGGCUGGAAAGAGGUGGAAUACGAAGUGGUCCGAGAUGUGGCUGAUAACUGCGUCACUGUCUGCAACAUGGAAAACUUUGACCCCCUGGGCAUCCACACCGGUGACUCCAUAGUUGUGGCACCCAGUCAGACUUUGUCCAACGAAGAAUACCACAUGCUUCGUGAGACCGCCAUUAAAGUGGUUCGCCACCUUGGUAUCGUUGGUGAGUGCAACAUCCAGUACGCCCUGCACCCCUCUUCCUUGGAAUAUUGCAUCAUUGAAGUUAACGCCCGCCUCUCGAGGAGCUCUGCCCUCGCAUCAAAAGCAACUGGGUAUCCUUUGGCGUUUGUAGCUGCUAAGCUAGCUCUGGGGAUCCCUCUGCCAGAGAUCAAGAAUGCAGUAUCUGAGAAGACCACCGCCUGCUUCGAGCCUAGUCUAGACUAUAUUGUCACUAAGAUACCUCGAUGGGAUUUGGAUCGCUUUCAGGGCAUGUCUCGAGAGAUAGGCAGCGCCAUGAAAAGCGUUGGAGAGGUGAUGGCGGUGGGUCGGACCUUUGAGGAGAGUAUGCAGAAGGCACUGAGGAUGUGUCAUCCAUCUGUGGAUGGAUUUGUACCCCAGCUGCCACUCAAGAAAGCCUGGGCAAACACCCACAACCUGCAACAGGAGCUGGCUGUGCCCUCAAGCACCCGUAUCUUCUCCCUCGCCAAGGCCCUCCAUGGUGGUAUGAGUGUGGAUAAGAUCCACCAGCUGACGGCCAUAGACAAGUGGUUCCUGCACAAACUCAACCGGAUAACACAACUGGAGCAGCACCUGACAAACUACAAGAGUGCCACAGUUCCCAGAGAGCUGCUACUGAAGGCCAAACAGGAUGGUUUCUCCGACCGACAAGUUGGUCAGAUUCUGGGAAGCAACGAGCGAGGAGCAAGAGAGCUGAGGCUGUCCCACGGCAUCAGGCCCUGGGUCAAACAGAUCGACACACUGGCAGCAGAGUAUCCUGCCAUGACCAACUACCUCUACUGCACCUACCACGGACAGGAGCAUGAUCUGGACUUCAAAGACCAGGGCAUCAUGGUUCUCGGUUGCGGGCCGUACCACAUCGGGAGCAGUGUUGAGUUCGACUGGUGUGCGGUGUCGAGCAUCAGAGCCCUGAGGCAGAUGGGCAAGAAGACUGUAGUGGUCAACCACAACCCAGAGACGGUCAGCACGGACUUUGACGAGUGUGACCGUCUUUAUUUUGAAGAGCUGACCUUGGAACGAAUCCUGGACAUCACCCAACAGGAGGGUUGCACUGGUACCAUUGUGUCAGUUGGAGGCCAGAUCCCCAAUAACUUGGCCGCCCCGCUGCACAUGAACGGGGUCAGGAUUCUUGGGACCAGCCCGUUGCAGAUUGACCGGGCUGAGGAGCGCUCCAUCUUCUCCAGUAUCUUAGAUGACCUCGGCGUGGCUCAGGCCCCAUGGAGAGCCCUCAGCUCACUGGACGAUGCCUUCUCUUUUGCCAACCAAGUGGGCUACCCCUGUCUGCUCCGCCCCUCGUAUGUUCUGAGUGGCUCGGCGAUGAAUGUUGUGUACGGAGAGGAGGAGAUGAAGCGCUUCUUGGAAGAGGCCACUCAGGUGUCGCAGGAGCAUCCAGUGGUCAUCACGAAGUUCAUCCGCGGCGCCAGGGAGGUGGAAGUGGACGCCGUGGCCAAAUGUGGAAAGGUUCUGGUCCACGCCAUAACGGAGCAUGUGGAGGACGCAGGUGUGCACUCGGGAGAUGCCACCUUAAUGCUGCCAACACAGACCAUCAGCCAGGGAGCGCUGGAAAAGGUUAAGACCGCCACCCGGAAAAUCGCACAAGCAUUUGAGAUUUCGGGGCCCUUUAACACCCAAUUUCUGGUUAAAGGCAAUGAUGUCAUGGUGAUAGAGUGUAAUCUGCGGGCGUCACGCUCCUUCCCAUUUGUAUCAAAAACUAUCGGCGUGGACUUUAUUAAUGUGGCAACCAAAGUGAUGGUGGGAGAGCCUAUGGAUGAAACCAGCCUGCCUUCUCUGGAGAAGCCCAUCAUUCCUGUGGACUACGUCGGCAUCAAGGCGCCCAUGUUCUCCUGGCCACGACUCAGGGAUGCAGACCCGGUGCUUCGCUGCGAGAUGGCCUCCACUGGAGAAGUAGCGUGUUUUGGACCGAACAUUUAUUCAGCCUUCCUGAAGGCAAUGCUCUCCACAGGCUUUAAGCUGCCACAGAAGGGCAUCCUGAUUGGGAUUCAGCAUUCGUUCCGACCCAAUUUCCUGGCUACAGCCCACCAGCUCAAAGAGGAGGGAUUCAAGCUGUACGCUACUGAAGCCACCUCUGCCUGGUUAAGUGCCAAUGACGUCCCUGCCACUCCAGUCGCCUGGCCAAGUCAGAAUGCAGAAGAAACCAGUCUGCCCAGUAUUAAAAGACUGAUCAGCAAAGGUCAUAUUGACCUGGUGGUCAACCUGCCCAAUAACAACACCCGCCUCAUCAAGGACAACUUCCUCAUCCGCAGAAUGGCCAUCGACCACGGUGUUCCUCUCAUCACCAAUUACCAGGUUGUGAAGCUUUUUGCCGAGGCUAUUUCUUAUGCAGAUGAACUUGACACAACCAGCCUUUUCCACUACCGGCAGAAAGAAGGCAAACAAAGAGGGGCUAGUCAACAGGCAUAGAGCCCCUUUGUCCUUUCUGUCCCCUUCAUUCAGCAUUACUAAGCAGGGACAUCGUUUUUGUUGCUUUUUAUCCCUUCCAUCUCUUCUCCCAUCCUGAUGUGUCAAGAACACGUCAAGUCAUUCAGGUGCCGGAGUUUCAGUCCCAUGGGUGUCACAGAAAUUACUGCUUUUCUACAAAGCCUUCAUCAUCUACUCAACUAUUAAUUUAUUGGAUUUUCUGGAUUUCAACUGCUUAGCUCUCAAGAGGAUCACGUUGGUGUUGCCAGUUCAUCACAGGGCAACACACACGAAUAACCAGUCAUUCUAACCAUCAUGCAUAUGGGGGAUUUAGAUUGACCAAUUAACCUAUCAGUGCAUGGCUUUGGAUGGUGGGCGGAGCCUGGAGUACCCCGAGAGAACCCUUACAGAAGUGGGGAGAACAUACAAACUGGACACAGAAUGGUCUACUCACACUAAUUACUUCAUUUAUGGUCUAUAGAUUUUGUUUACUAAGUCGGCUCCCAACUCUUAAACAACUUUUUAAUUGCCAAAUUUGUGUUUAAAUUUUAUUUUUUGGAUGUUUAUUCCUUUCUAAGGGGAUAUUUCUUCAGGUUAACUGUUCACAGCUGGGAUUACUUAUUAACAUUGGGGAAAAAAACAAGGAUUGGUGAUAUUUUUAACUUGGCAGUAGUGUUCUCAGUUGCUUUUUUUUUAUUAUUUACAAAGCUCUGACAAGUAACAGUGACUGAUAAACAGGGACACAAAGAUCACUAUUGUUGUGUUAUAGUGGCUUUAAGAGUCGGUACUUAUUACCUGGACAGAUUUCCCUUUUGUGGGUGACAAGCAACCUGUGAAAACAUGCUAAAGUUUGUUUGUUUUUUUAAACUACCCAGCUCUUCCUCAGCUUCUUUUAUUCCCAAAGCCUUGGUCCAGUGCUUUAAGGCAUUUAUUCCUUUUCAUGCAUUUUUUUUUUAAACCUAUGUCAUGCUAUAGUUGUGCAUAUAGUACAUGUUUAUUAGAUACUGAACAUAUACUACAUGUACAACUUCUUGCCAGCUGUAAAAUAAUGGUAAUUCAUGUGGAUUUAAUGAUAAGAAGGGGUUUAAUUUUGAAGACCUUUUGCCUGGAUCUCUAGCUUUUUGUUUUGAAGCUGAUGAGUUUAUAUAUUUGGAUGUAUAUGUAUGUAUGUAUAUAUUGUAUGUUUUCAGCAAUAUCUGCAUUAAACCAUCUUAAAAACAAUGCAGUCCAACAUUUAAGUGGACAUUAUGUAUAGUAAUAAUAAUACAUGUAAGUGUUACACUGUUGUGCUGUUUUUCUUUGCUUUGUGAAUGAAUGAAACCACUGUAUCCCAUUAAAGUAAACUCACACAGCGACU